Miniopterus natalensis is the source of this 2202-nucleotide messenger RNA. NCBI's taxonomy places the organism in Eukaryota, Metazoa, Chordata, Mammalia, Chiroptera, Miniopteridae. The record is from RefSeq and is a predicted model, not a curated record.
GUGGCCUGGCAAGGAGUUGUGAGAAUUAAAUAAGCUCCAUAAAAACCAUUGUUCAGUUGCUGGCAAAGAAUAACAGUGGGGUGGCCUAGAAUUCCAGGGUCUGGAGAAGCCUUCUUCCUGCAGGCAGAGUUGCUGGGGGACCUGGCCUCUGAGGAAGGAGGCUGCCCGGGCCCUGCUUUUAGAUUCUCAGGUGGUCUGGACCUGAUCCUGGCCCUUCUUUCCCCAGACGGGUCCCACCCUGGACAUGCCUGUUCCCUCCAGCUUCAACGACAUAGGACAGGAUGGGCAGCUGCGUAGCUUUGUUGGCUGGGUGUGGUAUGAACGGGAGGUGACCCUGCCCCGGCGAUGGAUCCAGGACCUGAGCAUAAGAGUGGUGCUGAGGAUUGGCAGCGCCCACUACUAUGCCAUUGUGUGGGUGAAUGGGGUCCAUGUGACAGAGCAUGAGGGGGGCCAUCUUCCAUUCGAGGCUGACAUCAGCAGGCUGGUCCAGAGUGGGCCCAUGUCCUCCUGCCGCAUUACCAUCGCCAUCAACAACACACUCACCCCCCACACCCUGCCGCCAGGGAACAUCCUCUACAAGACGGAUACCUCCAAGUACCCCAGUGGUUACUUUGUCCAGAACACAAACUUUGACUUCUUCAACUAUGCGGGACUGCACCGGCCAGUGGUCCUCUAUACCACGCCCACCACUUACAUUGAUGACAUCACUGUCACUACCAGCGUGGACCAAGGCACUGGGAUGGUGUAUUACGAGAUUUCUGUCCAGGGUGGUGAACACUUUGAGCUGGAAGUAUAUCUUCUGGAUGAGGAAGGCAAAGUUGUGGCCCAGGGGUCUGGGGCCCAGGGCCCACUGCGUGUGCCCGAUGCCCACCUCUGGUGGCCGUACCUGAUGCAUGAGCAUCCUGCCUACCUGUACUCAUUGGAGGUGAGGCUGACAGCUGGGCCCUUGUCUGACUUCUACACUCUCCCCGUGGGGAUUCGCACUGUGGCUGUCACAAAGAACCAGUUCCUCAUUAAUGAGAAACCUUUCUAUUUCCACGGGGUCAACAAACAUGAGGAUGCAGACAUCCGAGGGAAGGGCUUUGACUGGGCACUGCUGAUGAAGGACUUCAACUUACUUCUCUGGCUUGGUGCCAACGCCUUCCGUACCAGCCACUACCCCUAUGCUGAAGAGGUGAUGCAGCUCUGUGACCAAUAUGGGAUUGUGGUCAUCGAUGAGAGCCCUGGCGUGGGCAUUACGCAGAGCGAGAGCUACAACAACCAGUCUCUGGAGCACCACCUGAAGGUGAUGGAGGAGCUGGUGCGCAGGGACAAGAAUCACCCGGCCGUCGUGAUGUGGUCUGUGGCCAAUGAGCCCACUUCCUUCCUAAAACCUGCAGGUUACUACUUCAAGAUGCUGAUUGCACACACCAAAACCUUGGACCCCACCCGGCCUGUGACCUUUGUGACCAACUCCAACUAUGAAGCAGACCUGGGGGCACCGUAUGUGGAUGUCAUCUGUGUGAAUAGCUACUACUCCUGGUAUCAUGACUUCGGGCACCUGGAGGUGAUUCAGCUGCAGCUGGCCACCCAGUUUGAGAACUGGUAUAGGACCUAUCAGAAGCCAGUUAUUCAGAGCGAGUAUGGAGCUGACGCCAUUGCCGGGUUUCACCGUGACCCACCUAUGAUGUUCAGUGAGGAGUACCAGAAAAGUGUGCUAGAGCAGUAUCAUGUGGUUCUGGAUCAAAAACGCAAGGAAUAUGUGGUUGGAGAGCUCAUCUGGAAUUUUGCCGAUUUUAUGACUGACCAGUCACCAUGGAGAGCAAUGGGGAAUAGAAAGGGGGUCUUCACUCGCCAGAGACAACCUAAAGGUGCAGCGUUCCUUUUGCGAGAGAGAUACUGGAAAAUUGCCAACGAAACCGCGUACCACCUGUCAGCUGUGAAGUCAUGGUACAUGAGGAAGACCCUGUUGACUUUGUAAAGCAAGAACUACCUCUUGACUGAUACCAGCUGUCAGCGCCUCCUUCCCAGGUGAGGGCCAACGUCUACAGCCAGCAGAGAAAGUGCCUCCUGGACUGUGUGUGGAAAGUUUCCGGUCUGGAUUUUGUAGUCAUUUGCUAGAAGGGAACAUUAGAAGUGAAAAUAAAGGCUUUUGUAGUCUGUGAACUAAGAAUUGGCUUAGAAGCUACCAUUCCAUAAAUUGAUGAUUUGUACUUCCGAAAA